AUGUCCAGCGAGCUCGCGGCCUCGCCCAAUCUUGCGCCGUCUCCUCUCAUGUUGAAGUCUACGCGUUCUGCAUCAGUGGCACACGGCAAUGGCCGUCGAUCUGACGCGGGACUUGACCACGCCGGCGCCUCUGGCGAUCAAGCCCCUAUCGCUGAUAUAUUUCUCAACAUCGCCAAGCGUCUGGAGCGCGUAGGCGACUCCUUCGGCAAUCACUCUGCGCUAUACAAGUCCACCCAUGGGGCAUUGGAGGCUCAGGCUGCCGCCGACAAUGCGCAGCUCCAACAGCUCGAAGGUCUGGACAUGCACGUCCUGAACGUUCGCUCGACAUUCAAAUCCGAGAGUGCGGAGCUUCGUCGUGCUUUCGAUAAAGGAUUCGAGACUCUUUGUGCCGCGCUGGACGAGAACAUCGUCGUCACGAAGGAGGUUAAUCAGGACCUUGUUCGUGAUAUCGAACGGUGCUUUGAGUCUCCGACGACGGCGGCGAAGGCCGUGAAACAGGCGAAGCCGGUGAAGCCGGCGGCGACGCUGAAGUGA
This is a messenger RNA of Peniophora sp. CBMAI 1063, 534 nucleotides long. Lineage: Eukaryota; Fungi; Basidiomycota; Agaricomycetes; Russulales; Peniophoraceae. The record is from the annotation of a GenBank genome assembly.